CUGCUUGCUGGUGCGGUGGUCAGCGCGAUGCCCAAGGCCAAGGGCAAAACCCGGAGGCAGAAGUUUGGUUACAGUGUCAACCGAAAGCGUCUGAACAGGAAUGCUCGACGGAAGGCAGCGCCGCGGAUCGAAUGCUCCCACAUCCGACAUGCCUGGGACCACGCUAAAUCGGUGCGGCAGAACCUGGCCGAGAUGGGGUUGGCUGUGGACCCCAACAGGGCGGUGCCCCUCCGUAAGAGAAAGGUGAAGGCCAUGGAGGUGGACACAGAGGAGAGGCCUAAAGAGCUUGUACUGAAGCCCUAUGUGCUGAAUGACCUGGAGGCAGAAGCCAGCCUUCCAGAAAAGAAAGGAAAUACUCUGUCUCGGGACCUCAUUGACUAUGUACGCUACAUGGUGGAGAACCACGGGGAGGACUAUAAGGCCAUGGCCCGGGAUGAGAAGAAUUACUAUCAAGAUACCCCAAAACAGAUUCGGAAUAAGAUCAACGUCUAUAAACGCUUUUACCCAGCAGAGUGGCAAGACUUCCUCGAUUCUUUGCAGAAGAGUAAGAUGGAGGUUGCGUGACUGGUUUACAUUACAGCUGCCCCAGGCUGAGGCCUCCCCCCGACCAGUGAAGCUGGAGCCGGGGUGUAAGGCAAGGAGGUGCUGUGUGGCUCCAGAGGGGCUGGCCAGGUCCCAUGGAAUCAGGUUACACACACACGUGCACACUCCCCGCUCUGGGGAAGGAACUGUUCUCAGAGGCUCCAAUUUAUAAUCGUCUGGGGGUUCAUGGAAAAGCCAGAACCUGCUGUUUUCAGGGUGGGUGGUUUAUUUAAAUAUAGUAUGUACAUAAUAAAACAAAGAUAUUUUACUUC
Molecule: messenger RNA, 854 nt
Organism: Pongo pygmaeus (Bornean orangutan)
Lineage: Eukaryota; Metazoa; Chordata; Mammalia; Primates; Hominidae
Gene: NOP16
Product: NOP16 nucleolar protein
Exons: 5
Coding region: 28-564 (178 amino acids)
Biological process (GO): ribosomal large subunit biogenesis
Cellular component (GO): nucleolus
Source: RefSeq, a predicted model, not a curated record